Molecule: messenger RNA, 1075 nt
Organism: Vitrella brassicaformis
Lineage: Eukaryota; Vitrellaceae
Source: the annotation of a GenBank genome assembly
CAGACGAAGAGUGAUCUAGCGGCGUUUCUGUCCUGCAUGUCGCACCACACGCGGAUGGGGGCGGGCGCACACUUGGGAAGGAUCCAAUAGAAGCCAGACACCGCCGCACUGUCGGCCGCUUUGAUCUCGUAGCAGUCCUCGGCAGGGUGGGUCAUGCUGUCGCCGGCGCUCAUUCCCUCUCUCGCCAUGGCGUCGGCUGCGUCACCGGCCAUGGCCAUGGCGGUGGCUGUCUUGAGCUCCGACAGGUGCUGGCUGAGUGUGUCGAGCUUGCCCUCGGUUGAGUUCAUGCGGGCCUCGUAUCUCUGUUUGUCGUCGUAGCACCUGGCCAUGUCGGACUUGAGGUCCUCCAGGCGCUCGGCGUGCAGGUCGAGGGCGUGCAGUGCCGCCCUGACGUCGGGACCGACGGAAGACAGCUCGCGAGACACAGAGGGGUCAUGCUCUGACCCACACAACACAUACAUCGACCCACACACACACAGAGAUGAGGUGAGAUGAGGUGUCUGUGUGUCUGUGUGUCUGUUGUGGGCGGUGGUGGGUUGGCUGAUUUAUCUACCUGUGACGAACUCCAGAAAGAACUUGGCUCGUCCGUCGGGCUGGUUCUCGGCGUCGUUGCAGUCCUGCACGAUGGGCUGCAGCCGGUUGGCCAACACUGACAGCUCGCGGAUGCCAAAGAGGAAGCGAGUCCCGAGCUUGCCGUAUCGCGGGUGCGGCCGGCGCAUCGACACGCGCACGUAUUGGGCUGUCACGCCGCCCAGCGAGUCGGUCGUCACGUUCCGGGCGUUGGCGUCGUUGCUGUGUGCCCUCGUGAAGUGGCUGCCGUCCUGGCCCGUACUCAGGACAUAGUCGAGGGCCGGAAACUCCCAGUCGAUGCGGGCCUCGCUGAGGCGUCGCGGCUGGCCGAGGUCGAUGGUGAGAUUGACAGGGGCGGGCAGGGGAGCGGCGCUCGGCAGACCAGCAGACGCCCAAUACGUCUCCUGCACACACCACACACACACACACAAAAUUAUGGUCUGUCCGUGUUAUAAUGUCGUGAUUGAUGUGUGAUGGGGACCUUUUUGCCGUCGACGGCCUUCAU